Anopheles stephensi (Asian malaria mosquito) is the source of this 4961-nucleotide messenger RNA. RefSeq lists its product as uncharacterized. NCBI's taxonomy places the organism in Eukaryota, Metazoa, Arthropoda, Insecta, Diptera, Culicidae. Gene Ontology annotation, cellular component: extracellular matrix. The transcript is spliced from 4 exons. The coding region runs from base 1372 to 4869 and encodes 1165 amino acids. The record is from RefSeq and is a predicted model, not a curated record.
CAAAAAAGCUUUAAUCGAAGAAGCCUGCAGCAGCAAGUGUAUCAAAGCCAUUUGGUUAGAGGCAGUGGCUUUCAGAAAAUAUUACUUAAUGCUACCAACAUUCAAAAUCAUUCCAAAAUGGAUUUAAAGAUGCCCAAAGAAUGGCUCGAAGAUCCGGACGAUGCGGAGGAUACCGAGGAUGAUUCGAUCACGCAACGAACGGCUAGUACGGAAGGAUCGCAACAACCGGACGAACCAUACGAACCGGCGUUUGAAGAUUAUGAGUAUAGCUAUGAAAUGGAUUCCGACCUUGCCGCGGAUGUGGAGCCCGACCUUGUCGACGAAAAUGGAAUUGUGAUAUUGGAGCUGUUAGUUCCACACGUAGAGCGCAGUGUGCUCGAACGCCAACCACGAAAUAGGCAUCGCAGAUAUGAUCGUAUCAGAAGGUCCCGAAGAUUACGGCGAUCAGCGCGACGAUCGAGCCGAGCACGAACGAGGUCACGCAGUCGUCAAAGAAGUCGUUCCGAGCCCCAUGUCGGUAGACCGGAAGCUGACAACAUGCUAGGUGGAUUAUUUUCCCUAAGACCAACUGGCAGGCCCUCGUACCACAAUCGGUAUGCAACGUCCAGGUCGCGUUCGGGUUCUCGCGAGGCUGUUAACAACUCCAGCAGACAGCAUCCUUCUACUUCCUCUUAGGCCGCCGUUCGCAGUUCCAAAUUUGAAGUGUAAUGAGAUGAACAAAUUUAAUACUGGUGUGGUGAGAUUUUUAAAGAGCCUCCCCUACGAAUAGACAAUUCGGUGGGAAUCACGUGUUUUUUUGGCGCUUUUACGCCUCACUCGUGUUUGUGUUACGGGCGCGUUGUUUGUUUUUCCCCCUGUUACACUCCUCUACACCAGCCGUUGACUAUGACCUGUGUCCAGCUUUCCUGAUGAAUCGACGAAAACGGUUUUGCCCUUUUGACUCUCGAAAUACGCUAGCCAACAACACCACCGUAGCUGCAUUCCUGUCACCCGGGUGGUUGGAUGCCGUUAGGUUCUGUACGGUUGCUUUCGCUGAGGUUCGCACUUUUCCAAUUUUGCUUCUGGAGCUUUUUGCAGAACCAGAACUACUUACCCUUACCGAAACAAAAAUCUGCCAAGCCAUACAAACAAGGCAAGAAUGGUGCUAGUUCGAAACCUUACCGCGGUACAGGUAGGUGGUGUCUGGCUCUUCUGGUGAAAUUAUCCCCUUCCCCCCCGGCCCCUUCCCUCUGUUCCCUCACCUGAUCGUCCAACUGAUAAAGCACAAAAGAAGGUAGCAUCACGCAUUUUGGGCGCACACAGUUACUGGUCAGCAGCAGGCACGUUCCUUGCCGGAACGAACUGAUCAAGCCGAACGAACGUUCCCCAACGAUGACGUUAGUGCAGAGUAAGGUCCAACUGUUCACCCGCCUUUGGUUGGUGCUAGUGAUACUGCUCCUCGUUCCCGGUGUCCGUGGUGCAGCAGGUGAGAACGAGGUCCCGCCCGCGGUCGGUAGUGAACCGGUGCGUCAGCUCGGUGUCAGUGUUAAUACGAAACGGUUAGCGAACGUGCUGGGCGAUGAGUUUAUAAGUUUCUACGCCAAACCGCAAGACAUCUUCGACGGGCAGGGCAAUCCGAUCAGUGAAACGAGCUUCCAAAUGGCCCAGAGCCUCGGCGGUACGUUCCUGAAGGUGGUGGCAGAUUCCUCGCAGCUGCAUCUGCAGACAGCGGCCGGUGAGAGUGUGAUUGGCCAGCCGGAAGAUAUGGAGCUGGUGCAGAUAAGUGCGGGUGCGUGGCAAGCGUUCUACGAGUGGGCCAGACGCGCACACCUGAUGCCAGUGUUUGUGCUCGACUAUCCGACCGAUGGUGGGCAAUGGGACGCGAAGAACGCUCUCCGGAUUCUGACCGUCGCCAGUACGCUCGGCAUUAGCGAAUGUCGCUGGCAGCUUGGGAAUGGACUCGUAAAAGACGCACCAAAGUAUGCGGAUGAUUUGCGGACCUUCCGUACCAUGCUGCAGGCGUUUCCCGAGCAAGACUGGACCAUGGUAGCAUCGGAGUUGAGUCCACAGUUUAUCUCAAUGGAAGAGAUUCAGUACUUCCACGCCAAUGUCGACAGCCUUGUGGAAGCCAUCACAAUAACCGGACCAAAGUCCGACCGUGCGGCAUGGAAUUACACCACCAUUCAGCGAGAAAUCCAUCUGCGCGGACUUUCAAAGCAACGGCUGCCGGUGUGGCUCGAUCUUGUUGAGGAGAAGCGCUCGGAACCGGAACUGUCCGCUGCCGCACCGGCUGCUUGCUGUCAAGCUUGUGUCCGCGAAGGCAUGGAGUACGCUCGCACACUCGGCGAAGCUGCCCGGGGUGGGAUAAGUGCGGUGUUUCAGCCCCUUCGCCGGGACGACAUUCAGCAGUAUUCGUUCAACUAUCUAAUCGGCCUGCUCUACAAACAAACCGUUGGUCAUAAGGUGUUCCCGGUGCAGUUUAAUGUGGAUCCUUCUAUCACGUUGGACACUAGCAGCAGCAGCAGCAGCAGCAGCAGCCACACGUCGGUAUACGCUUACUGUACGCGAAAUCGUACCGGUUCCCUGACGCUCGUGGUCGUGAACGGGGAUCAGGACGGUGCUGCGGCUAACGUUACGAUCAAACUGAUGACCCGAUCACUCUCCUCGCCGGUCGAGCUGUUUCUGUUGACCGUGCAGGACGGCCAGCCGAUGGUGAACAACCGUCCGCUGGAGCAGCCCAACACGGACCACCAACCUCAACCCGAUCCGGUACGCGCAGUCACCACACUCACGCACGGCGUUAGCUUCUACGUCCCAGCGCAAGCAAUCCUGUUCGCGGUCGUGCCAGGCGUUCAGGUACGCGAGUGCCGGAACGAUGUUCUCCCCCAGCGCAAGAAGCUGCCCCGUGAGAUGAUCCUGCCCGAUCGCACCUCCACUGACCUGCUGCUGGAACAUCUGAUCGGAGAGCUGUUGGAAAAGGUUCCGCUCGAAAGUGUCAAGCGGCGGGUGCGUCGUUCGCUGCUAAUGAACGAUCGCCCGGCAACCAGGACGCCGUUCGGCGGGGAGAAACGGAAACGAUUUCUCGCUCGUUUCGCUAAUGCACCACAAAGCGAUAGCCUUGCGGAAAGCCUCUCGGAGGUACUCGCGGACCCGCAACCGGUACAGGCGACCAGCGAAAGGGCAGCGCGUGGACCCCGCCAAACGCAAGCCUACAAGCGGCAGCAGCGUCGCAUCCGCCAGAAGGAGAAACGGUUGGAGAAGCGUAAUCUGAAGAAGAUGAAGCACCCGCUGCGCGAAGCGCGCCGGGAACGGGCGAAACGGGGCGAUAUGCUGAUGGGCGGCCGGCGCUUGAACGCGCAUCCCAACCGCCGGUUCCAGGAGCGACUGAUGAAGCGCAUGUCGGCGAAGCUGGCGAGCCGUAAAACGAAGCGCUCGUCACUGGCGGAAGCGGUCAACGAGCCACCGAGCUUUGCCGGCAGCGAGGAGGACGAUGAGCUGCACUCGCGUUCGGACUUUCCGCUGGGCGAUGUACACCUGGUAAUCUCGAAGGGUGUGGCGAGUGGCGACGAAGAGCAUGGUCGGUACGUGCCGAUGACCGAUGACGAUAACGUUGAUAUGGAUCAAGCGGAGCAGCUGGAGCAGCUGGAGCAGCGCUCAUCGGGAGGGUAUAGGAUGGGAAGCUGGGGAUCAGCAGUGCGUCAUCGGCCAGCCGCUGUCCGGCGAAGGAUCUCGAUCAAUCAGCGCGAUUUUCAUCGUUUCGCGCCGGCCUGGGAACGUAGACCGAUCGAGAGCAGUGAGGAGCAGGAGGCCGACUGCGUGCGCCGACGAACACUACGGCGAGGACCGAAGCACGAGCAGCACGAGGGCCGAGAAGCGAGACGUUCCGAUCGGUUCAUGUCGAUCCGGCGAGAACAAUCGGAAGAAGACAGACAACCGAAUCGACUGACGGAAGCAAACAGCCGAGAGGCGGCGUUCACAAUCGUACAGAUGAAGGACAAGCGCUUUGAUGAGCCCCAGGCGGUUGACGAACAACAGCGGCGUACUACCACUACCGAAAUGGAGGAAAGCUCUCCCGAGGACACUCAACCCGCCGCCAUGUACGAUGUGCCAAUGGAGGAACAACCGACCGACCGUCCCAUGGCUGUGCCAGCGUCGGAAGAAGAAAUCCACCUCUUCACACCGGCACCCCGGACCAGCGAGGAGCGUCAGAUUGUCCCACGGCUCGAUCCUACCUGGUCGCUAGAAUCCACAUCCGCUGAGGUUGCCGAGUUACGGCCCCAUCGCUUCAAACGUUCCUUCCCCGGCGGGCUGGUCCUAACCGAGCAGCCUGCUGCCUCCUCGAUCGAAUCGGAAGAGGUGCAACGGUUGGAGGACUUUUUCCGCACCAACGCCAAGCUGCAGCAAAAGUUUGCCGAAAUGUUUGACCUGCUGCUGGAGGCGAUCGAGGAGCUGGAAGCGGAAGAUAACAAUGCCCGGGAGGUGAGCGAUGGCGCUGGCGAGGAUGAUGUUGUUGAUGGGGGUGGCGCGGUCGCCCCGAACGAACCGUCCCUAAAGCGAACGAAACGAAACGUCCUGCUUCAUCCACAGUCCUGGGAAUCCCGGGAACGGUCCAACAUGAUUCAACGCCAGCACCAGCAGUCGGAAGAGUUUUCGCACGAGCAUCUCGUCCUACCGGUGCAGCCAUCGGCACAACGACCGAAGCUGGUGGUGUCCGCCGCUGCGGACCAAGCGGCCCUGAAGGAAGCUCGCGAAGAUGGCAAUACCCACCCAGACGCGGACGAUGAAGGGAAACCGGGCGCAUUUAUGUUGCGAUCGGUGGUCAACUUUGUGCGACGAGCGUCGAACGAGUUUCAUCAACUGUUUUCCGGUUGGUUUGGUAAGAAUGCGUGAGAGAGAGGAGAGGAGGAGGUUUCUUGGUAAGGGUUGUGUAAAAUAGAGGUUACUUUAAGGAUUAAAUAAAGUAAGUGUGGUUAGUACUUGAA